This is a messenger RNA of Exophiala dermatitidis NIH/UT8656, 1876 nucleotides long. RefSeq lists its product as uncharacterized. Bases 662 to 1774 code for a protein of 370 amino acids. The transcript has a single exon. The record is from RefSeq and is a predicted model, not a curated record. NCBI's taxonomy places the organism in Eukaryota, Fungi, Ascomycota, Eurotiomycetes, Chaetothyriales, Herpotrichiellaceae.
CUCCGCCCUGCUCCUCAUCCACAGAUACAGCCUCUCGUGCUUGAAACGUGAUUGUUCAUUUCCUGUGAUCCUGAUCCAGUGCUUCAAUAGCAUCUGCGUACGACAGUACACUUCCUAUGAGGGCUAGGGAUCGUCCAUGCUUUCUAUACAGAGUAUAUCGUACCUGUUUCAUCAAGCAUGCCCGACACCCGGGCACCCUCUGCUUCUCUUCGGGGCACCGUUUCCGGCCUACAACGGUACCGUUAAACUUUUCCGGGACAUCAACAUGUGGAGUAUUACUUGAGGAAGUCCACCGGGGAAUGAUGGAUCAAGGCAAUGUGUUCUGCCUUGCCUAAAAUACCUGAAACGUAAGGUGUUUGACUCCCAGGACGCUUCGGCUACAGGGUUACUCAGCCUCCCAAAACGGACCGGUAACACACGAGCCUCCGAUAUAGGUAAGGCAGAUACGGAGCAGUUCUCAUGUCUUUGAGGAUAUGUACGGUCCCAUUUACCCAGUGUGGUACCCAUAUGUUUCUUCUACACAUUUGCACAAACGGCGCACUGGCAGUUCAAGUUCUUUAUUUGUUUCUUCAUUCCAGCGUUUUCAGCGUGUUCCAUUCAGGUGUGUCGUUUUCCAUCCUUGGAAAUCGUCGUUGUCAUUUACAGCCGUUGGAGCAACAAUAUGUGUCGACUAGAAAGCACGCUGCUGCUCUGGACUGCCUUUGGUGUCGGGGAUUGUAUUGCCGGUCUACCAGGACGCAGACCUCCCAGGCCACUGAAAGGCGGAGUCAGUGAUAUAUUCGGGAUUCCAACUGCUCUGCCGGUACCAGGGGGCAGUGGGAACACUGUCACGGCCUCUCCGUCUCUGUCACUAGGCAUACUCUCUGAGCCUGGUACAACUGAGGCUUCAGCUCUGUCGACUGGCAACAUACAAACAGAUACCUUAACUACUCCUGGGCUGUCGAUCAUCUCAUCCGCAACCAUGACAGCAGAGUCGGAACAACAAACAGCCUCUGGGACAGCAGCUCCGCCAUCCUCGGCGGGUUCCCCAGGCUCUGCUUCAUUGGCUGGUACUGUCACAGCAAGUCAAGCUGGACAGUCAGUUGUGGCAGCCACACUGUCAACUUCAGGAGGGGCAAGUAUUUCUAUCGUUCCAACAGCAACAGACAGCGGCAGCGGCAGCAGCAGUCUGCCGAGCUCUUCUCGUUCAGGUGGUGGCUCCAGUUCAGGCUCUGUGUCAGGUUCAGGCUCAACGUCCGGACCAGGACCAGGAUCUGGAUCUGGAUCAGGUUCCGGAACAGGCUCCAAGCCAUCAACCGCUGAAACAAGUUCAUCCAGCGGUCUGUCCCCAGGAGAAAUCGCGGUAUCGGUUAUUCUCCCGAUUGUCGCCUUGAUUGCUAUUCUCUUUCUUUGCUUCCGCUACAUGACACCUCUACGCAAGCGAUUCACAAGCUGGCGCCAAGAGCGACUAGAACGACGCACAUACAGAAGAGCGCUGGACGAUCCUGUGCUUUCUUUCGGGGUGCGUGAAAAGGGAUUGGGGUUGGGGUUGGGAGAUGUAGAGCAGUUGGCGCGUCCGCUAUCCUUUGGCUUCCAAAGGCCUCAGCCUCAGCGCCAAGGUACCGUUCUUCGAGAGCCUUUGGGCUGGGAUGGAUCUCGUCUGGUUAGGGGUUCGGACAGGAUAUCUGCAAUCGGCAUGGCUGUCCCCAUGGGUAGCGACCAUAGGAGGACAGAAAGCGAGAGCUCAGACGAGAGCUUGGGGGAAGAGGCACGAUUAAACCAGAGCCGCCCGUGAAGGAGGUCCUCCAACUAACUCCUUUAUCGAGCAUAUAGAUAUUGAGAAAAGACCUUUUUUUUUGUUUCUCGCCGCAAGGAACUCGAGUGCAGCAUUAAUGGC